Molecule: messenger RNA, 2211 nt
Organism: Cylicocyclus nassatus
Lineage: Eukaryota; Metazoa; Nematoda; Chromadorea; Rhabditida; Strongylidae
Source: the annotation of a GenBank genome assembly
ACUUAUGCCGGUAGUGCAGCAAAAGCCCGCGCGCUGCCUGUAAAUCGUGCUGGGACCACACAGCUACAGCCGCCUGGCUUGUGGUUGUUGUCUUUUCAUAUAACUUUCGACUGUUUUGUGCGUAGUUCGCUUUGUCUGAACCUACAUCCAACGAAGUAUGCACGAAGAGAGUCUGGUCCUCACACAGUCUGACGCGGGAUAUAUCGACGCUAAGAAGAAGUUCUGUGGGUUUGAAUGGGAAGCCGAAGCGACAGCCGACGUUGAUUAUGUGACCAUCACUCUAUGGUGCAAUCGAGGAGUAGAGGCCAGUUUGUGGACCUGUACGGCAAAUGUCAGCAUUCACAACUUUUUGGGCAUCAAUGGUGAUAAUACUAUGAUAGAGCAGUUCAUACAUAAGUUCCACAGUAAGGAUCGCUCGAAGAGCAUUACGUUUUCUCGCUGUGAGUUGGAAAACGAUAUUAUACUCACAUUGAGGAACCUUCGAGACAUUACUGGAUACAGAGACGCUCUAAUGUUUGAGUUGGACUUUACGAAACCUUCGGAAUCUAAUAAUGUCUGCAUCGUCUUUGAGGACGAAGACAAACGUGUUUACGUUAAUAGAGAGUACCUGUCGAUUAAUUCGCGAAAAUUCGCAACGAUGUUCCCGCCGAAUCGGGAAGAGCUUUCUGCGUCCGAAUCGGAUGGCGACGAUUUUGACGUUCUCAGCAUGCAAGCCGAUGCUGUUGAUGAGUCCUCAGGGGUUCGCGAAGAUCUUGACGUCAAUCCCCUUUCUAGUGGUGACAUCGUCCCGAGGCCAACAUCGGCUGCAAAUGUACACCGGAAAAACGGAGUUUAUCUGUUGAGAGAUGUCAUUAGCGAUGAUUUCAUCACUUUGCUGCGAGCCAUCUAUCCACCAUUCUGCGAAGUUACAGGUGCAAAUUUGGGAUGCCUUCUUUCACUGGCUUCUCAAUUUGGUGUAGAGCAUAUCAUUUGGAAGUGUGAACUUUAUCUGAGGACUGACGAUGGUCGUCAGUGUUUCGACCUUUACCGUAGACUUUUCAUGGCUGUGAAAUAUAGAAUGGCGUCUGUCGAGAGUGAUUGCAUGGCCGCUUUGCAAAGUGCGGAUGAUGUUCGUUCGUUGCUAGAAGAUCCCCGCAUGGAAAGCGCCCCACGAAGAAUGCGUCCACUUCUUUUAGAAACGCUACUUCAGCGUCUCAAGACUGAAGCUUCUCCAGCUGCUCCAAAAGUUAGCGCCACGACGAAGGAUGCGCAAACUUAUGUUUGCAACUUGUUCAAGUCGAUUGGAACUUCGGAAAAUUCGACUAAUGGAGAAUCGCUACAGAAUAAGCAAUGUUCGUCAAACAUGGCUGAUGAAGUUGCUUCUGUACGCAAUGUCUCUUUGAACCCAGAGGGAAUGCGCCAGAAUCUGGAAAUGUCGUUCAAGUGCACGGAGGAUAUUAUUAGAUGUAUGCAGAGGAGAAGCGAAAAUGACGCAAAUGCAAACAGUCAAUUCCCAUCACUUCAAGCUAGCUCAGAUGCUACGAUGGAGACAAGCACAGCUGAAGAGAGGCCUCCUCCCGUCCCACCGCGCAAGAAAAGAUGCGAACAAGCAAAUCGCGAUUUCUUGAGGAAUUUGGUAUUCGAAACGAUCAAUGCUUGCAAACUCUCGAAAGAACAAAGCAUCGUGCUUGGAUACACACGAAAGGCAUUCUCAGCCCACGACAUUUUCGCUGAUCUGGUGCUUCCUCCAUUCAGCUCCAUGAAAACCGUGACGUAUUCGUUUGUCACACAUUUCUUUACCAAGGUGUACGGCGAAGGUGUUGUACAGAUAGUGAAAGCUCAUCUGUCUACAGAACUCAAUGCGUUUCCAUCUACUUUGGCUGAAAGGGUUGCAACCGCAAUUAUUGCCGGUUAUGAGCUCGAUGUGCAGUUGGGCAAUGAUGACUUGCUCAUACACGAGCUCAAAAUCCAUUUGCAGAAACAACUAAGGAGCGAAUUCGUCAUUUUCUGCGAAAACAUCAAAGCAGGCUAUCUCAACGACUCAUUUGCUCAGUCUUGAUUCUGUAAUUUGUGUUAGUGCAUGUUCAAAUACGCUAUUUUCGCAACUGUUCAUAUUAUAUCUUGAAUGUAAUUCAGCAACCUGUAUUUUCAUGUUACCCUUUAGUACACAACACUGCGAAGAUCUUUUGUUUUUCAUAAUUAAUUUUCUUGUCUUUGAGGAUAUGACUUACU